This is a messenger RNA of Ictalurus punctatus (channel catfish), 4583 nucleotides long. Its product is annotated as butyrophilin subfamily 1 member A1. The transcript has 8 exons. Gene Ontology annotation, molecular function: protein binding. The coding region runs from base 2207 to 3712 and encodes 501 amino acids. The record is from RefSeq and is a predicted model, not a curated record. Lineage: Eukaryota; Metazoa; Chordata; Actinopteri; Siluriformes; Ictaluridae.
UGUGUGUGUGUGUGUGUGUGUGUGUGUGUGUGUGUGUGUGUGUGUGUUAGCUAUAUUGUAUACAGUGAAUUCUAAGCUUGUUUUACCACUUCAGGGGUUUUUGUUUGUGUAUUUGUUUGUCUGUUUGUUUUACCCUCAGGGUUUUAUAUGUUUAGUGGAGUUUUAAAAGCUGUCUUUGAGAAAACUGAUCUCUGGAGUGGCAUACAACAUAUGAAAACUCGCGAUUGUUUUUAUAUAUAUAUGCAAUAUAGUGUAUAUAUAUGCAAGCAGCUUCAAUCCAAAGGCUUAGUCUCGUGUUAGACAGCCAAGUUUUAUAUUUCAGCGGUCUGGUACUCCUGCAAACAGUGAUAAUAACCAGGCAAGUUUUAUGAUAAAUCCAACUUUUUUUUCUGAUCAUGUCAUACAAUUAUUAAGCAUUAGAAAUUAGCCAUCACAUGCAAGGGAAAAAAUGCAUAUAGACAGUCUAUUUAAAAGUACAUUUUAAAAAGAUUUUUGAUGGAGAAGAAACUGGGCUCAGCCCAGAAAAAACAGGUGAUUUUUUUAUUUUUUUAGAUCUUCAACUGUCCAGUUUGGCUGAGCCUGUGCCUAUGAUAGACUCAGAUUCGCUGUUGUAGCCAGUCUACCUCAAGGUUCAAUGUUUUGUGCAUGCUGAGAUGCUUUUCUGCUCACCACAGUUGUAAAGAGUGAUUAUUUGAGUUAUUGCAUCCUUCCUGGCAGCUUGAAUCUGGCCAUUUUCCUCUGACCUCUCUCAUCUACAAGAUGUUUCCACCCACAGAUCUGUCACUCACACAGUGUUUUGUGUUUUUUUGCACCAUUCUUUGUAAACGAUAGAGACUGUUGUUUGUGGAACAGGGGUUCCUAUUAAAGUGUAUGGUGAGUGUAUAUAGUGGUGGAGUUAUACCAUGCAACACAAUCAUAAGGAGUCAAAUGAUAAUUUUAUUGUAAACUUUAGCAUUUUAUAUACAGAUUAUGUAUUUAACCACAGUAUUUUUUUUUGUCAAUUUACAUCUCUAUUGCUUGGCACCCUGUCCAGGGAUAUUUCCCUGGGAUAGGCUCCAGGUUUCCCCGUGACCCUGAAAAGGAUAAAGCGGUAUAGAAGAUGGAUGGAUGGAUAUCUCUAAUGCACAUCUUAACAUAAAUUCCAAAUAAAUAAAAAUGCUUUUCUCUCUUCUUUUAUAGCCAUAGUGAGUAAUUGGGGAAACAGCUUUACUACUAAAGGUGCAUUCAAGGUGCAAUCACACAUACAGCGACUCGCAGGAAUAAAGCAACCAGAGACUUCCAGUGACAUGAGCAACAGCAACCAAUGACGACUAAAUGUGGGCAUGUCCAGCGACGCAACAAAUCUGAGAAAAGUUUAACUUUAUGCAAAUUUGGAGCGACUUGGUGCAGCGGCCAAUGGGAGGGAAGACAGUAGAGAGCACGUGAUCCGUAGCCACUCGUGCUAAUUAGCAGAAACAGCGCCAUUGUGGCAGUAGCUAGUUAGCUUAGCUUAGGAUCUUAGCUGGUUUAAAGCAAAAUUAAAUAAAUAAAUAAAAGAAAUCAUAAUGAAACACAUUUACUUUUUGUUGCAAUCGAGCAAAAUCCUAGUGUAGCUCCUGAAGUGUCUGACUUGUCACUGCUUCGUCAGCCGGGAACAAGGAGCACCAUGCCGUACACUUCACCCAGGGAACAUGGAGGCCAUGGCUGAAGAGCUGUGUCCAACUCCCAGUCACCAUCGACCAUAUAGUGAGUGACAUCCUGACUGUGACACUCACUUCCUGAUAUAGGGGAUACACUGGGAUUUUGCUUGACUGGAACAAAAAGUGAGUGUGUUUCAUUAUUAUUAUUUUGGUUUAAAUGCAUUAAUGCCAUUAGCUAAGCUAAAGUAAUUGGUGCUUGCAUUUUUGCCGCAGAGAGAUGGUCGCAAGGGCAAAGAGCACACACUGCUUCUCCUUCAUGUCAUAGGAUAUGAUGCAUAUAUACACUGGUGAAUUUUAUAUACGAUCGCUCACCCUACAGAAUGUUUCAUUUUUGCGGCAAGAAAACUGGCUUGGGGAAUGUUAUUAGUGCCACCCAUGUUGCUAUGGCAACCAGCAGUAGAAAUGCCUACUAGUGAAUUCAUAGUACAGCAACCGGUGAAUGCACCUUUACAUGAGUGGCUAAAUUGACAAGGUGAUUGAGACUGAGCGUUUGAGCAGCCUGAAAGCAGCAAUUAAACAGGCUAGUCAUGGAGGAGCCGGUUACCACUAAUGAUGGACAGGCAGCUCUGUGUCUCUCUCUGGUGGCGCCCUCCUUUAUGUUUGUGAUGGACAGUACUUGUUUUAUUUUUCUUUCUUUUUCCCCCCACAAUACAGAGGGAUUAAAGGUGGUCGGUCCAGAUGCUCCUCUUGUUGCUGUAGCUGGUGAAGACCUAGUUCUGCCUUGUUUCAUCAAACCCAACACCAGCGCUGUAGACCUGAGAGUGGAGUGGUUUAAACUAGAUGGAGUGAACUCAUUAGUGCAUCUCUACAAUGACCAUGAAGACAGAAAUGAAAAACAGGCUCAGGCCUACAAAAGACGAACAUCACUUUUCAAAGAGGAGCUACAGAAAGGCAAUGCUUCACUCAAACUCUCAGAUCUUAAUGUUUCUGAUGAAGGAGAAUAUAAGUGUUUCAUUGAGGACAAAUCCUGGUUUGAUGACAUCACUGUUCGUAUAAUUGUCGAGGUUCAGGGAAGCAACCCGGUGAUUAUGAUGGAGAGUUAUGAUCACUCAGGAGGGCUUAAUCUAGUGUGUGAGUCCAAAGGCUGGAACCCUGAACCUAAGGUUCUGUGGAUGAACAGAGAAGGAGACACUCUGCCUGCUGAAGAUACACAGAUACACAGAGACACUGAGGGCUUCAGUGUGAAACACUGCAUCACUGUUUAUGAUUAUAGUGACUCCAAUAGGCUUUACUGCAGACUUCAACAACAACAUCACAUGAUGGAGGCAGAGGUUAUCAUUAAUAGUAAAGUCUUUGAUGCUUGGAAGGGGGUUGUCAUCAUUUCAGUUUCAGCAUGUGUUCUUGCUGUCGGAUGGAUAGUAACUGCAGUUGUUUUUUACAAUAAAGUGCUGCAGAGACGGAGGAUGGAACAUGAGAUAGCAGAGAUGAAGGCGUUUGGAGAACCGCAGAGAAAGAGAGUGGAAGACGUGUUAGCAGGAAAGAACCAGUAUGCAGUGGAUGUGACUCUGGAUCCUGAUACAACUCAUCCCACUUUCAGAGUGUCUGAAGAUGGAAAACAAGUGAUACAUACAUCAUAUGAUCUCCCUGAUACAUCACAACAGCUUGAUUGUGAUCCCUUUAUUCUGGGAAAGCAGAGUUUCUCCUCAGGGAGAUUUUAUUAUGAGGUGGAGGUCAGUGGCAAAACUGAGUGGACAUUAGGAGUCAUGAGAGAGAACAUUAACAGGAAGGGGAUUACACUGAAACCUCAGAAUGGAUUCUGGACUCUGGCUCUGAGGAAUGAGAAUGAGUACUGGGCUAUUGCUGAUCCUGAUGUCCUCCUCACACUGAUAGAGAAGGUGGAGAAGGUGGGGGUGUUUGUGGAUUAUGAGGAGGGUCUGGUCUCCUUUUAUGAUGUGAAGGUCAGCUCUCAUAUCUACUCUUUCACUGGUCAGACUUUUACUGGGGAACUCUAUCCAUCCUUAUUUCCUGGUUUAAAUGACGGAGGUAAAAAUUCAGCACCACUGAUCAUCUCUCCUGUAUUUAACACUGAAUGAAUUUUCACCUCACAGAUUUCAUCAUAUAUUAAAUGGUGAGAAUAUUAAUUAAUAUAUUCAGCACCACUGAUCGUCACUGAAGUUAAGAAAUUUCAAAAAAUUCUAUAAAGACAUGGAUGUUAGUCCAGUUACUGGAUUAUUCAGUGUAUGUGUGCUGUUAACCUGAUUUCUCGAAUAAACUCUGACAGCUUAAACGUCACAAACUAGCAACUCAAAAAAGGACAGUGCUUUGUGUGAUUUCUAACCAUUAAACUCAGUAAAGUGACUCCAUAUGGGGGGAAAGUGUCAGAAAGUGUGAAUUUUAAGAGAUGCCCUUCUUCAUCAGCGAUUUGUGUUUGCAGACUGAAACAAACACCAUCAUAAAUCUAGUGUGUCAGUGCUUCACCAUGAACCAAAACUGCACAUUACAUGAAAUUAAUAAAGGUCUAAAAAAAAAAAAAAAAAAAAGUAUGUUUAUUAAUGAGUCUUUAUUGAUCACAUACAAAUACAAUUUAAUCCACAACUACAGUCACAGAUAAGAAGAUGCUCUAAUUGUGUUGUAAAUAUGUAAAUAUUUUUAUUGAUGUGCUUUGUUCUCAGUAGUGUUAAUGCUGUAUUGAAGUUUGAGAUCUUUACUACUACAGCCUUGAUACAAUUUUUUAUCAUUUCACCAAAAACCUGGUCUAAAAGCAUGUUGUGGGGUUUGUGUCAUUUUGUUGGAUUGUGAUUCUCUGUGGCUUGUGAUUCCCUGUUACUGAUAAUAUCUUCUUGUGUCCAGACAUGCUGAAUGUUCAAUAACAGAGUUAAACUGAAGUUAACAGGGAAGAAUGGGCUGCAUGUGAUUUUGUCUCCAUCAUAAACAAUAAACUCUUAAAACGUUAUCCAACUUUAA